Messenger RNA from Gryllus bimaculatus (two-spotted cricket), 2991 nucleotides. The record is from the annotation of a GenBank genome assembly. NCBI's taxonomy places the organism in Eukaryota, Metazoa, Arthropoda, Insecta, Orthoptera, Gryllidae.
UAAGCUUUUCGACAGAUGUUGUGGUAUACAUGUUGUUGACCUUCGAAACACGAGCAGCAUAUGACACAACGCCAGUAGUACACCGCGUUGAUCAAAAGAAGGCAAGAAUUAUUAUGAAGAAGAUAUCAUUUUCUUUCUCAAAAUCAAAGCCUGUUGCUGCCAAACCUAAAAAUGAAAUUAAGAAAGAUAUCCAAUUUAUAGAUUGCAUUGAGAGCAAUGCUAUAAAAAUCAAAGGUGGCUUGCCACCUGAAAAGGAAGAAGAAUUAAUUAUACCUGUUAAAGCUGAUACAUUACCUAAAAAGGAGGAAGUAAAACUGACUGAUGGUGAGGUGGCCAACUCAGAAGAGCCUCUGCUGGUGACAGCUUCAAAUUCAUCAGAAACAUUGGAAGAUAUUGCAGUUAGAGAAAUUUUAGAAGAUUCGCGCAAAGUUAAAGAAAAAAAUUCUUUGACUUCUACAAUGGUGCUACCAGCAGGUGCUGAAGGCAAAGUUGCUGCUGCAGAGGAAUCAACACUAGCAGAUUAUGAAAAUAUACCUGUUACUGAUUUUGGACUUGCAAUGCUAAGAGGAAUGGGAUGGAAACCUGACAAAGGAAUUGGAAAGAAUGAAAAGAUAGUGGAACCUACUUAUCCUUCUUUACGACCAAAGGGAAUGGGUUUAGGGGCAGAAAAGAGGAAGAUUCCUGUUUCCUCAUCAGAUGAAUCCGAGGAUUUAACAUUGAAAAAAGGUGCUUUUGUUCAAGUACUUGCAGGAUGCAAUAAAAAUACUUAUGGCGAGGUGCAAAGCUUUGAUGAAGAAGCAGGAAGAGUAAUUAUUAAAACUGCUUUAGGAGGUGCAAAUAUAUCAGUUAAUGAAAAUGUUGUGCAAGUUGUGCCAAAAGCGGAGUACAAGAAAUCAUCUCGUGUGAUAAAUCAAUCCCAAUAUGAUGAAUACAAAAGAAGAGAAGAAAGACAGGAAUCAAGAAGAAAAGAAGAAAGAAAUGAGUUAAGGAGGCAAGAAUGGGAUAAUUCUAGGAGAAGAGAUGAAAAGGAUGAUUCUAGGAGAAGAGAUGAAAGGGAUGAUUCUAGGAGAAGAGAUGAAAGGGAUGAUUCUAGGAGGAGAGAAUCGAGGCCUGAUACAUCUGACAAUAAAAGGUACAAGAGAGAGGAUCACAAACACCUUAAUGGAAAACACUUUUCUGGAGAAUAAGUUUUAGAAUUUCUUCCUUGUGAAUAUCUCUGCCUAUGAGUGUCAAGUCUGAAGAAAGUGUGGUGAAAGUUGAUGCCAAAGGAUGUUGGGAAUGGAAUGCUAAAUGUGCUGUUGAAGUCUGGGUAAGGGGGGAAGAGGUGAAAUAUGAUCUCUAAUCAUUAUUCAUAUUUUAUUCCAUACUUUGCUUAAAUCGCAUUAGGAAAGAGAUGAAAACCAUAACAAGCAAUUGUUGGAUAAUUGAUUUCAGCAUGGUUGAAUAUGACCCGACACAUUUAUUAUUUUAAACCUUAAAAUACUUCCUGUAUUUACCUGAAUAUAAUAUGAGACUAAAUAUCUCAUUUGUUAAAUACUGAUAUGAAUGGGCUGGUAAAAAGAGAAUCUCAAAGGAAUGGCAUUGCAGUAAGUGAAACACAUCACACUCAUUGACAAGGCCGCAAGGACUCUUGAUUCAACACCCAGUGAGAGGGAAGUGAAAAAAAGAACAUAGAAGCACGUAUGGUACAUCUAACCCCGGAGACAAGAGAGAUAAAAAAAUAUUUUCAUAGCAAGAACUUCUCAAAUUUGGAAGCUUGAUACUCUCUCUUGUGUUACUUGUAAAAUGAGAGGAAUGGAAAUGUAUGAUUUUGCAGUUCACAACUCGGUCAUGUGAACGUUUAAGUAUGCAAAUUUCAAGAACUUCUGUUAAAGAAUAUGAAAGAACCAUUAAGGAAUCAGAGGUCACGAACAAGUGUGUGUCAGGAAGAAAAUUUUAAGAAGGGAAUAUUCUUAAGUGACGUCAGAAUAAAGACACAAAUUCAAUGCACAAAACUUUUGGGGGUGGGGGCAAAAAAUUUAGAGGAGAAUGAAGUUUGGGAGGAGGAUCAAAAAGAAACAAUGAUAUAUGUGAAGAUGAAGAUGGUAAUGUGAAAAACCAUGAUUAAGAUGAUUUUAAGGAGCAAGAAUAUAACCGCUCAGGCAUUUCUAAUUUUUUAACUUUCUAAUCAACAUUACAAUUUUCUAGUCUAUCGGACAAUUUGUAAUUAUAUUUUGACUAAAUAGUAAGAAUAAGUUGAAAAAAGUUUUAAAAAUUUCAGGAGAUCUUCUCAAAAUUAGGGGGUUCAAAAUCGACAUAUUUGGGUAAAUACACUAAAUAAACUAAGAUUGAGAUUGUAGAACUGUUCUUUCUGAUCAUUCUUGUCAUGUACACUAUUUGUACAUGACAUUUUGUACAUCAGGGGUUGUUUACACGAGUGCUCAUAGCUACAAAAAAGUAAUGUAAAAAAGAAAUUUCAGAUCUUAUCCCUUAACCUCUCCCUGUUCACAAAUUGACUCCUGAAGCCAUAAGAUCAGAAAAAGAAAAAAAUGAGGGACAGGAGCCUGCAGUAAUGAGGACAAUCCAUAGUUUACAUAUGUAGUGUGUCCAAUUUCCUGUCCAAAAGGUUUCUUAUUACUUUAUGCAUUUAUAUGAACUUUAAGUGAAGAGAUAGGUUUGAAAUGUUUUAAAGAAUAAAUAUUUUUCACAAAGAAUAUCUGUGAAAAUAAUUAAGCUGUGAUUGAUAGGUUUGGUGUGAAGAAUUUGGGGAGUGGUUCGAUUUGCUAGAGACAAAGGAUUCUUCUGAAGAUAUUGUAGAAGCAAUUGCAUAGUAUAGUAUGCCUUCAUGAGAACUUCAUUGUUGUUCAUUACAUUCUCUGAAUUAGUUUUCCUUUUUUCGUUACCAACUAUUGUGCAUCUAAGGUUUUUGGCUUAAAAUGCAUUACAAGUAAUUUGUUGGGCAGGCUCAAGAUUGCUUUAUGUUAACAAGAUGAAAGCCGGAGUCAUUUCAAC